UGUUUCGCAACUUGUAUGAUGUUACCCACGUUAAAUGGCAGUAUGACACUGCCAUACGAUUAUCACUGGAAUAGGAGAUAGAAUUCAUCGUAGAAUAAAUCAUUACGUCUAGUCCAUGGUCCCUAUAAGGCAGGGUUGGCUCAUAAACCUUUCCGAUGAGUCCAACGACUGCAUCUAGGACGAAAUGCAGUUAUGUUGCUCUUGCGAAUCAAAAGUAUUACCGAAACCAAAUGCGUUUAUUAUCUAAACAUUCUUUGUUUUUUCUUGGUCAUUGGCCGCUGAGAAGAAUGCGUCCGAGGGGUACUCCGUAUCAGCGGUGGACAGAAUUAUUCGAAUCACAUACAACUACCCCUCAGAAGCGUUCUUCUUAGUUGCGAUGCAUGUUUAAGAAAAUUUCAAAAAGUUUUCUCAUAAAAGAGGGUGCAUCCCAGUUCAAAGAGGCGCUUCAUCCUAGGCUGUUGGACUCUUCGGCAAGACUCGAUCCCACAACCAAUUUUCGAUGAUAACGAAAGAACGAAGAAGAAACGGUACCCUCGAAGCCCGGUAUCUUGGCGAACACCGAAAGCUUCGGCGAGGCGGGAUUUUGCGCAAAUGAUUCGGGCAAAACCGCAUCUACAGGAAACGUAACCAGUAGCGGGUGGUGGUGGCGAGGAUGGCGAUGAUGGCGGUGGUAGAGGGACACGACUACUCGAUCGUGACCAUGGUAGUAGCACGGGGUAAAGGAGCGAGCAGGCGAAAAAGUGGAGAAAGGGAAAUAAAUGAGUGAGAUAAAUCGGAGGAGCGAGGGAGACCAGAGAAUACAAAUAGAGAAACGAAGAGGAGACAAUCGUGGUUGUCGAAGACCGAAGGAAGAAGGCGUCCCGUGGAGGAGGACGGAAAGGUAAGACGACGGUGGUGGAGGUAAAGGAGCAAAAGGGGGGCUGUGGAGGUGAGAAGUAGGAGAACCAGCCUCCGCCAGUAUCCACGUGUUCAGUGUAGUAGCGCGUUAUGACCCGGAUGUUAGAUCGUAGCUGUAGUUUCGCGAGAACCUGCCGACCCGGAUAUCUCGCUCGUCGUCUACAAGUGAUCCGCUACUAAUGUCCUCCUGGUCACCGAAAUAUGUUCAAUCGGAUAGAUGCGAGCAAAUCAACGAAAGGUGCCAGCAAACUUCGAAGGGACCUGAUAAAUGCCGAAAUCGCCAACUUACGUGAUUUACUGCCAUUACCGCCCUCAACCCGCCAGAGACUUUCCCAGCUACAGCUUAUGGCCUUGGUUUGCGUAUUUCUUCGGAAAGCCAAUUACUUCCAACAAGCCUUGAAAAACUGUCCAUCGGACUCUACAAAUAUCCCGACUCCUAACAUAGGAUUUUCAAAAGCCAUGUCCGGAUUUAUAAUGAUGAUGACCCAGCAAGGAAAACUAUUGUAUAUAUCAGAAAAUGCAGCAGAAUAUCUCGGACAUUCUAUGGAGGAUUUACUAAUCCAUGGAGACAGUGUCUACGACGUCAUAGACAAACAAGACCAUAUGGUAGUACAAAAUCAGUUGUCUAGAAAUAGUCCAAUUCCAAGCGACAGAAGAUUGUUCCUUUGUCGGAUCAAUGUAUCCAGAAAUUCCCGAAGGCAACUCCGUUUCGGCGAUCAAAAGGUGGUCCUUGUCGAAGGUCAUUUUUUACCUUUUGUUCCUGUUUGCAAUCGAAAUGAGUUUGUUUUCCUUGCUUCGUGUACGCCCGUUGUGUUACCAGAAACUAGAGAAAGUAUUGUGCAGGGCGCAACAAAUAUUUUCACCACAAUUCACUCAAUGGAUAUGAAAUAUCUGCACAUUGAUAAAACGGCCGAAAGCCAUCUAGAAUACAGUCGUAACGAAUUGGUAAACGUGUCGUGGUAUAAUUUAUUACACUGGGAUUCCAUAAGAACAGCAUAUUGUAAGCAUCAAACUGUUAUUCAAUCCGACCAAGAACGAUCCGCGACUGCAUUACUAAGACUGCAAAGUCGUUCUGGACGGUGGUUGUGGGUGCACUGUGUUUUACAAGUUAAGGACACUUCCGAAGAAUGUCAACAUCCUAUCAUUGUGUGUACAAAUCAAGUUUUAAGCGAUAAGGAAGCGGAAGUGAUGCGGUCAAGUUCCUGGCUAUAUCAAUAUUCGUCUCAAACUAAAUUCACUUACACUAUUUGUUCGGGAAACCAGAAUCGCAGUGUGCCAUAUGUUGCUGGGAGCCAAAGUAGUCAGCAGCAGGACUACACCCGGUCGUUAUCUCAUACUCAUAAUAACGAUACUCAGCAUUCCCCUAACAUUCGAAGUUCGGAGCAAGAAUUGCAUUGUUCGUCGAAAGCGCAACUAAAAGAUUACACAACGAGAACCACGCGAGAAGAUGCCGAACCCGUGGACAUGUCGAUAAGCAGUAGCGAUCAUGAAAACAGAAAUGUACACGUGAAUGUACAACACGGCCAUUACGCGCUUGGUCAAUUCACAGAUAGGUACAAAGCACACCACAAGAAUUCAUUGAAUUUGAGUGGUUAUCGUGCAAAAUUCAUUCAAUGCCAUGGUCAAUAUAAUAUGGAUGCCUUGUCGCCCAAAUACUACAUCACAGACUUGGAUAAGGAGUAUUGUUGCAACGAGAGGAGCGCCUCCCAUAAACGGCUUCAGGCUAAGGCAUUACCGGUAGUAACAGUCGCUGGAUCGACAGCUGAUUCUUCUGAUUUGCCUAUGGAACACUGGAACUCCAGUCCUGUGUGGUCAGACACGUUGCAAAGGGUACCGGAUGUUGUCCAUCAGGAACUUAGCCCAUACGUCGCGACUCCAACUACACCGGUUGACACUCCUGACUCUGAAUUACACACAGAAACACCGAUUUUUAACUUCGAUUGGGCGGCUGAGCAACACGUACCAAAUUUGAAAAUUACCUUUCGUAGUUCGAAUCAAGGGCUUAGGAAAGUUCAGGAUGUCCAGCCGAUAACAUUGCAGUUACCACGCAAAAAGGGCCAGUCCAUGAACGACUCUAAAGACUUUCCAAAAUGAGACUGUGCACUUGUUGAGUUGGUGCUUUACGACUAGAUAGGCAAAUAUUUUUUUUUUGUAAUUAAGUAUAAAGAGUUUGGAGGUUCAAGUCUCUGAACAGAAUGGAAGAUACUAGAGACUGAGCUCAGCUAAAGGCUGAUUAAAAGAUAUCGUUAUUGGUAAUGAUAAAUUAUUUAAAGUUUAUCUCUUAAAUUUUAAAGAGGUUUAAUAUAAAAUUGGUGGCAAUUGAUCCAUUAAACCAGUUCCUAAUGCAACAAUAUAAAAAGACUUAGAGUUUGAACGAUAUUGUGCAAUAUUAUAGUUAUUUCUUUACGAGACUAAUUGAAUUAAUGUUAAAUUCGAAAGCUAGUGCAAUGUAAUCGUUUUUAUUUUAAGGAUCAGUUGUUUAAAUUGUUUUUGUUGGAACAAAAGACUAUCAGUAUUAAAUGAAAUUUGUUUCCUGGUAACAGAGAUUUAUAGGUGAGAUGCCAUAAGUUAUUAGUGUAAUAAUUAAUGCAAGGUAGAAGUGACAAGUUUACAAUAUUUGUAGUAAAUAUUGAUCGAAAGAGAACGAGAGUACCUAACUUUUAGUAUUAAAAGAAAUACUUUAAUCUGUUCUUAAAAAUCGUGGUUUAAGAGAAAUUUUUUAAAAAAUCGAGUCAUAGUUUUUUAGAAAUUACUUUCACUUUAAUAUAACACUCAUUAUUGAAGAACACAUCAACAUAACAACGUUAGUUUUUUGAAAAUGUGUUUAAUAAAUAAUAAUCAUGUUCUUUGUAUAAGCUAGCAAAAGUACAGUGACAUUUGUUGAAAAAUAAUGUCCGCUAAUAAAAAUAAGUAUUUAAUUAAAAUCAGAUGA
Molecule: messenger RNA, 3829 nt
Organism: Hylaeus volcanicus
Lineage: Eukaryota; Metazoa; Arthropoda; Insecta; Hymenoptera; Colletidae
Gene: dysf
Product: PAS domain-containing protein cky-1
Exons: 9
Coding region: 1099-2991 (630 amino acids)
Biological process (GO): regulation of transcription by RNA polymerase II
Molecular function (GO): protein dimerization activity; RNA polymerase II transcription regulatory region sequence-specific DNA binding; DNA-binding transcription factor activity, RNA polymerase II-specific
Source: RefSeq, a predicted model, not a curated record